AAAAUUAACAUGUUCGAUGUUUAUAGUUGACAAUGUGGAAUGUUGGACAUUACACAUAAAACGCUUGGGGAUAUUUAUAUCUUGUCAUUCUAGGCUAUCAAACCAGCGAUAACAGUGGGGGGUUCAUUGUGCUCUCUGCAUGUUAAAGAAGCGUGGGAUCAACUAUUUAAGAUGUCCGUAGGAAGUCUGCUGUAUUAAAACAAUCUCACCAAUAAUCUUUGUCGAAACGCUAUAGUUGGGAAGCAACCUAUUGGGGCAGAUAAAGCAGGAUGUCAAAUUGUUCUAACGAGUUUCCGACGACAGGAGUUUUAUAUGAUGAGCUAACUAUUGGGGCAUUGGUUCCUGGACUGAUCGGAUGUGCCCUUGCUGUUAUUGUUAUUGGUAUAUAUUUCGAGGAGAUAUGGUUUAUUUUACAUCACUACCCACAUAAAACACAGAGAACAAAAUUUAUUUGUUUACUAGGACUUUAUCCAGUAAUAUGUAUAACCUCGUCAUUCGCUGUUUUGAUACCAAGGGCGACAUUUCUUUGCGAACUUGUGGCGGCAACAUAUUUGUCGUUUUGCAUUCUAUUGUUUGUCAACAUGAUUGUCUCCUACUUUGGCGGUACAAAAAACCUUCUCCAUGUUAUGACAGACGAAAAGAUGCCAUUUAGAGUACCACCUUGCUGCUGUCUGUUCUGCUUCAACAAUUUUCCAUUUAACAGGAAGUACUUGAGGAUAGCUACAAUCAUGGUACUACAGAUUACUAUAAUCAAACCAGUGUCCCUGUUUAUAGCAGCUGUCUUGUGGACCGAUGAUCAGUAUACACCAGGAGACGAGAGUGCUCCAAGGAAUGGUGUGUUUUACACCAACUUGACUGGUAUGAUAUCAACAGUAGCUGGUAUCUGGGGGAUCGCUAUUAUAUAUCGAUCAACCAGGCCCAAACUUCCAGCCUAUAGGAUUGGUAUAAAGUUUAUAAGUCUGCAGCUUGUGCUGAUAUUCCUUAAUCUACAGUUUGGUAUAAUUAGCAUCCUAGCCAGAAAUGAUAUACCAGAAUGUUCAGGAACCAGGGACUCUCUUGUCAGGGGCUACCGGCUUCACCACACUAUGCUCGUAUACGAAGCAUUUCUAGUCUCAAUAUUAGCAAGAUUUGCUUACAGACGAUUAGAACCAGAACUUCUUAGUAGACUGGAAUGCGAAAACGAGGUUCAGAAAACUGAUGACAACAAAGUAAAUGGAAAUGUAUGAAGACAUUGACAUUUCAUCCAACAACUCGUAUCUUUUUUGAUUAGCAUGUGUCUACUUCUCGAGGUUUACUUGUAUCUUUUCUGAACAUUACCUCAGUAGAGUAAUUUUGAAACUAUAAUAGUAAACCAUAGAGAUACCUCUAUGAGCGAACAGGAAAUGACAGUUAUUUACAAAAUACAAUUAGACUGUGAUAUUUGUUAGUGAACAUGUAAUCUGGAAUUUGUACUCAAAGAAUUAUGUUGAAUCGAAAUUGUGAUCUCAAACUUCUCAUUUGAGUGUCUUUCUACACCAAUACAUGCACUGUUAUAUUCUCAGGAGUGUUAUGGUUUGACAAGUUUGACAAGUCUUUCCACACCAAUACAUGUACUGUAAUAUUCUCAGGAUUAUUAUGAUUUGAUAAGUUUGACAAGUACAUGUCGAGUCCCCUGAUGAGUUCUGAUAAAGGAAUUAACGAAUUUAACACAAUUCCUGAAUUUAAAUACUAGUAGUUAGCAUUGACUAAGCUUUAGCUUCAGUAUUAUUGUUUUUGUUUUGAUACACGAAUGUUUUUUCAAAGUAGUUUAUGUCUUAAUCACUUGAUAUUAAAGUUUAUGUUUUUUCCAA
Mytilus trossulus (common blue mussel) is the source of this 1829-nucleotide messenger RNA. Its product is annotated as organic solute transporter subunit alpha-like. The transcript is spliced from 10 exons. NCBI's taxonomy places the organism in Eukaryota, Metazoa, Mollusca, Bivalvia, Mytilida, Mytilidae. Gene Ontology annotation, molecular function: transporter activity. The record is from RefSeq and is a predicted model, not a curated record. Gene Ontology annotation, cellular component: membrane. Gene Ontology annotation, biological process: transport. The coding region runs from base 270 to 1226 and encodes 318 amino acids.